AUGAAUGAUUCUCUUACUGAAUGUCGUGAGUUUCUUCAAGCCCGACAGGCCGAGCUGUCAAGUGAAAUUCAUAAAAGAAGCAAACACCCACUUCCAUCAAAUGUUGAAGACGAUCAACUCCGUGGUCACUAUGACCAACUCCAUGACCAAAUCUGCGAUACCAUUACUCAAAUCAUACUAGACUCCCUUGAAGCCAUUGAAAAAGAAGAUCCAGAAAGUAUUAAGGCUAUAAUCGAAAAAAUCCAAUCAGAGGAAACCAAAUUGCAAUCCAGCUUAACUGAAUUAAGAGAGAAACUUGAAAAUAUCGCAGAAAACUUGGGUUCUGGACUUGACCCAAUCCGUAAAGAUAUUAUCGAGAGGAAAGAUCCCGCUAUUUUGACUGAAUGUAUUAGAAGCACCGCUGAAGCUCGUUUGGCUCUUCUUCGUGAAAUUAUCUCUGAAGAAAAAGGAUAUGUCUUUGUCCAUGUCAAGUUGGUUUGGGAGAUUAUGGGAACUCUUAAUUCUCAUGGUAUGCAAUAUGAAAAUAUUCGCUCUGGUUGUGAAGAGAUUUUUUUGAUUAUUAUGGGAAAGCUUGUUGAGUUUAAUCGUGUUGGCGAAACAGUGGACUUAAUACAAUGGGGAAACUUCCAAGCUGAAAUUAAAGAAAAACAACUCCAAUUAGAAGAUGAAUGUACUAAACAUAUAAAAGAACUUAGCAACCUGUCUGUUAAGGAUUUUGCAAAAAUAUCUAAACUUAAUAAAGAAGAAGUCGCUAAGAUCUCCCGAAAAUAUGUCGAGAAAGUUAAGACAGAAUUAGACGGCUUGGUUGACUAUUCUUCUAAGUUCAUUACUCUUUGUUCUAGCCAGUUGGAAAACAAGGAGACCAUCGUUAAAUUUUUAGAUCUCUUCGAGGCUCUAUAUAAUUAUUUUCGUGAAUCCAGGAGGCUGUUACAAGUAGAGUUUGACCGAUUCCAUAAGCAGGCCAAUUCUUCAACUACUGGCCCUAAGCCAAUUCAAGAAUCUGCCGAGUCAUCUUGUACGGUAAAAGAUGUAUAUAAUGAAAAUACCAAGUCAAAUAAUGACCUUACAUCAGGCCACGAUACAUUGGGUGAUAACUUGUUUGUUAGUGAUAAAAUUAACAAACCAAUGGACCCGGUGCCUGCUGAAUUCUCCC
Molecule: messenger RNA, 1153 nt
Organism: Hyphopichia burtonii NRRL Y-1933
Lineage: Eukaryota; Fungi; Ascomycota; Pichiomycetes; Serinales; Debaryomycetaceae
Exons: 1
Source: RefSeq, a predicted model, not a curated record